Messenger RNA from Astrephomene gubernaculifera, 4458 nucleotides. Lineage: Eukaryota; Viridiplantae; Chlorophyta; Chlorophyceae; Chlamydomonadales; Astrephomenaceae. The record is from the annotation of a GenBank genome assembly.
CCCCGCCGCUGAACAGCUCUGCAACGCACCGCCCAGCCAUGCGUUCUUUCAUGGGACUGGCUCCUCCUCCCUCUCGGUCCCUGUCUCUGUUACCUCGCCCCAAUCAGCCCUUCACUGCUACUCCCUGGCCUGCACGUCACUGGCCAGCGUUCACCCCGCCGCGCGCCAUUGGUUAAGCUCCUAUAGCAGGACAUCCCUCUCUCACUGUGGACUCACGGAGCCCCAGCAGCAGCAGUGGCAGGAGCAGCAGAACCCCAUGAAUGACCUUAGCGGGUGCAGGGAAGGGGGUCCCUCCUCCCCCUCCCUCCCGCCUGGCGUGCCGUUACCUUCACCAACUUGCCCGCCGUCGCCAGCACCGCCCAGCCUGACAUCGACCUCGCCUGCAGCGCCCAGCCCUCUCCCUCCCUCGCCCUCACCGCCCAGCCCUCGCCUACACCGCCAUCUCCUGCACUUCAACCGCCUGGCGUUCCGCCUCCAUCCCUCACCUUCUCUUCCCAGCCUUGCACCACCACCACCUCCUGCGCCGCUUCCUGCAUGGCGUGCUGCCACCUUCGCUGGAGCCGCCCAGCCUUGCACCACCACCACCUCCUGCGCCGCUUCCUGCAUGGCGUGCUGCCACCUUCGCUGGAGCCGCCCAGCCGCUCAUCCGCCGUAGCUUAUAUAGCAGCAGAUUCGUCUCUACACAGGACAGUGCUGAGCCUUUGCUGUUCCGCUGCUGCAACCGCCCAGCCCCCACCGGCGCUGCCCAGCCCGCCUCCCCCCUAACCAGCAUCAGCCAGGCUGCUGCCACCCUCACCGCCCCCAAGCCCUGGCACCUCCGCCCCUCUGGGCACCCUCUGGGCACCCUCUGGGCCCGCUCUGCCCAGCUCGCUGCCGCCCUCACCCGCACUGCCCAGCCCUCACGGCCGGCCUUCCCGCCACACAGCCAGCUUCCUCCCUCGCCUGUUCAGCCCAGCCCCACUUUGCCUUCGCCGCUGUUCAGCUUGUUGCCGCCUUUACCAGCACGUCACCGCCAUAUCCCCAGCCCCCAGUCAGCAUCCGCCGUAGCUCACCUGCAGGCCGGAGCCCCUGACUGGUCUGCAUCGUCCAUCACCUUUUGAGGAGUUCCACGUGUGGCCCGUCGCCUACAAAACAGGUGAGUGACCCAUGGGUCAUCAGCACGCUCAGGGCAAGGGGUUAGGGCGCCGUUAAUGCACGGUGUUAUGGGUGGUCUCCCUCUUGUCUCCUCCUUUUCUUCUAUGAAACACACACCCAUACAACGCUCAGACUCAAACCGGUUCCCCUCCCUCCCUUCCUUUCCUGCCCAACAGUGCCUGGCGGCCACCGAAAUCACCUUCAUCCUGAAACCGCCCCACAGUCGUCUCUACACAGGACAGUGCUGAGCCUCUGCUGGUCCGCUGUUGCAACCGCGCAGCCCCCACCGGCGCCGCCCAGCCUGCCUCCCCCCUAACCAGCGUCAGCCAGGCUGCUGCCGCCCUCACCGCCCCCAAGCCCUGGCACCUCCGCCCCUCUGGGCCCGCUCUGCCCAGCUCGCUUCCGCCCUCACCCGCACUGCCCAGCCCUCACGGCCGGCCUUCCCGCCGCACAGCCAGCUUCCUCCCUCGCCUGUUCAGCCCAGCCCAACUUUGCCUUCAUCGGCUGCUCAGCUUGCAGCCGCCUUCACCAGCACGUCACCACCAUAUCUCCAGCCCCCAGUCUGCAUCCGCCGUAGCUCACCUGCAGGCCGGAGCCCCUGACUGGUCUGCAUCGUGCAUCACCUGUUGUGAUGUUCCACGUGCGGCCCGUCGCCUACAAAACAGUGCCUGGCGGCCAUCGAAAUCACCUUCAUCCCGAAAACGCCCCACAGUCUCCAGCUCCCAGUGACGCCCCGGUUGCCCAACCAUCCCCUCAGCUUCUGCUGCUGCUGCUGUGGCCGCCGCCGUCGCCCAGUUAAACACCGCCCCGCCCCGCACCUCCAUCUCCUGCACCCCUCCCGCCUGGCGCGCCGCCUCCCUCGACCUCACCGCCCCGCCCAGCACCGCCAUCUCCUGCACCGCUCCCGCCUGCCGUACGAUUGGUGGUUGGUUGGGGGCCGGGUGAAGUUGCUGACUACACCUCUCUACCUGACCGCUGCUGCUGCUGCUGCUGCUGUGGCCGCCGCCGUUGCCAAGUUCAACACCGCCCUCCCCAGCAGCACCCAGCCCGUCACCAUCACCUACACCGCCCUGCUGUCACUACUCCCACCAACACCUCCAAGCUCGUACGGUUAAGUAGGGCGCGGUGUGGGGAAAUAUAUCAACAACUUGCCCCAUAACGCCUCCAUCCCCGGCCUGUUAUGUUGCCUAUUAUGCCUUGCCGGUAACGCUGCGAUGCAACCCACCCACGCCCUGUGCUUGUGUGAAGCAAUCCCGCGUGAUGCAGGAGUCUCUUGGCUCUGCGUGUAGAGUUGCGAGCACCUAACCACAGUCCGUCUGUGCAACGUAUUCCCUCACCACACGCUCAACUGCGUAUCCAAAGGUCUUCUUCCUUGCACCUUGGUUGUUGCACUGCGGUCUGACCUGACCUGCUGCACCCCUCAUGUGCUCUUGUUGCAGGGCAAAGGCGAGCACUAGCAAGACGAAUCCGCCAGCCACGUACGUAGCCCAGGGUAAGCGGGGCGCGGUGUGGCCAAGACACUGGUUGUUCGACGCCGGUGUGGGGCGGGAGGAGGCGCAGGUUUCGGGUUGUGUCGUACUCUGGCGUGUACUCUGGCGGCGUUGGGGGUUCGUAGCACUGCCUCUUAAGUAUGUAUAGGUAGCCCGCCCCACGUGAGUGCCCCACAAGCGCAAAUGGACGAGAGGGCAGCGCUGUUGAGAGCAGCAGACGUGCACAGAAGUGCUCAGGCAUGAUCAGGCAUGAUUUCGACAGAUAAGCGCUGCCAAAGAGCAUACACGCUGCCUUUUCGCCCUGUAACGCGCAUCCGCCCUCCCUGCUGGCAUCCUGCUUAACUUCAUGUGCAUGUUUACCCCCCACCCCCACAGGCACAGCACACAACGCUGUGGGUAUCAAGCACGCAGUAGAGUCUGUGGGUGGGGCACGGAGAGAUGGCGCAGCUCCUCCCUUUCCAAGCAAUGGUCUGCGUCAUCCCCUUCUCCACCCAUACACCCCUGCCACCGCCGCUGCCGCCGUCGUCACUGCCCCUACCUCGUCCCUCCUGCCAAGAUGCACGGGCGCUUCAAUCCCCACCACCUCCCAGACAAUACGGAGAGGGGCCGCCAACGGCUGGGGCUGGUUUGGGGUACGGCAAGGGGCAGGGAAGACCUAGCAUGUAGUGGGCUAGCUAGUGGGCAGAGGCAACCCGCCAAUAGCAACAGGCAUAUACUAAUGGCUUUCACCCCAAGCAUGCACCCUACCUUUGGGUCAUCCUCCUCCUAUCCAUCAUGUGCAUCUGCAUUUUACACCUGCUGAGCCUUCUCUCCCUGCCCCAAACCCCUUGUCUAGCAGGCGCUCAGCAGGCGCAUGGUGAACUCCGGUGGGAGGGGCAGCACCACCGCGGCGUCACCAUGAACCAUGAGCCAUCCAUUCCUUCCCAACUGACAGGCAAUUGUACGAAACAGGCAACACCACCAAGCGAUCAAGACCCCAAUCAAGACCAAGUUGUCAUAGUGCCGCUGCUGCUGCUGCUCUGCCGCAUGAAGAGCAGCAGCCCAAUAUGCUCCACCGCCACCUGCAGCACCACAUUCUCAGCAUGCAAUGCCAUGCCAUCCAUUCGUCGACGAGUCACGCGCGCGCGCACAUAGCAGCAUUCACUAAAGCAUAAUGAACAACAGCAAAACCACCUUUCAUUGCAUGUUUUCGUAUUGGGAUAUGAUAAGAAAAGCAGGGUCGCGCAUGCAAGCGCACAUACUUGGUGUAUUUUAUUUUCUUUUAAAGGGCCACCACAUACUACUAUACCUUGUUUUUUUCAAUGGCAACAUGGUUUACGACUGAGCUCGAACUUUUGGCCGGUAAAGCCAUCGAUGCGUACAUGAUUGUACGGAUUUUUCGUUUCCGCGCAUAUCUCAACAAACCAAGCACACCAUGGUGUUCAGCGUUGAAUUUCCUGCAGGUCCAUGUGUUUAUUGAGGUAGGCGACGGACUAACAAGCCACUUGCAGUACACCCGCCCGAAGGUAGAGCACACUGCAGGUGACUCAAGGUGUUGCAAAUGCUUACAUUAAGUGCAAAGACAUAUACGCCUGUCCGCCCUGUAACACAUCCUGUUUACGACCAGCUUGCGACCUCCGAACCAGCAUUACAAGUUAGCCAAGAGGCGAACUGCCCAAUGGCCAGUUACGUAGCGUUAUGUAGUGCACAUAGAACACUUAGGCAGGGCCUUGUCAGCUUAGGCCCAGCUGGCGACUGUGCGUUUCUUAUUCAAACAGAAUCGCAGUCGACCAGUCAGCGACAACAAGCACUGAGGAGAAAACAAAGACAUACGAGCUUACGUUUAUACUCUCAA